Penaeus chinensis is the source of this 412-nucleotide messenger RNA. RefSeq names its product pro-resilin-like. Bases 6 to 335 code for a protein of 109 amino acids. The record is from RefSeq and is a predicted model, not a curated record. The transcript is spliced from 2 exons. NCBI's taxonomy places the organism in Eukaryota, Metazoa, Arthropoda, Malacostraca, Decapoda, Penaeidae. Gene Ontology annotation, cellular component: extracellular matrix.
ACACCAUGGCACUUAAGGUAAUUGCACUAGCCACUCUUCUGGCCGUUGCCCUUGCCCGCCCUCAGAACGGCUACGGUGUACCAACGCCCUCUCCAGCACCUGCCAAGUAUGACUUCAACUACGCCGUCAACGACCCACCAUCAGGCAACGACUUCGGCCAUCAGGAAGCCCGAGAUGGCCCUAACACUCAGGGUUCCUACUAUGUCCUCCUUCCCGACGGUCGUCUUCAGAGGGUCACCUACACUGUGAACGGUGAUUCUGGCUAUUUGGCCGAGGUCACCUACGAGGGAGAGGCAACACCACGCCCCUAUACACCCGCCCCUCAAUAUGGUUAAAUGUAGUGUUGUAAUAACCUGUACAUAUAAAGUACAUCGAUGACGUUCUUUAAUAUAACUGUAUGAAUAAUGUAGGC